UGCUAGUCUCAUAGAGCCAAUCGCCAAAUUUAAAAAAAUCAAAAUGAAAUUCGUCAUUGUUUUCGUUGCACUCUUCGCUGUAGCCUUCGCAGCCCCAGCUGAUUCUGACGCCCAGACCCUCCGUUUCGAUUCGGACGUGCUACCCAGCUCCUUCAACUAUGCCUAUGAGACCAGCAACGGUAUCAAGGAGGACGCUCAAGGUGAAUUGCACAACGAAGGUUCCGAAAACGAGGCUAUCGCUGUCCGUGGCUCAUACUCCUUCGUCGCUGAUGAUGGUCAGACCUACGUUGUCAACUAUGUUGCCGAUGAGAACGGUUUCCAACCACAAGGCGCUCAUUUGCCCGUUGCCCCAGAAGCUUAAGUUGCUGAAUACUUAAUUAAUUUUUUUUUUAGUUUUUUUUUUUCAAAUUAACAAUUCCGUAAAAAUUCCCUUAAAAGAAAAUUUUUGUUUGUCCCCUCCUUUAAAUCCUGAUCCUAGUCGUCCUACCUCUAACAGCUGCCCUGAUUGCUACUAACAUGGUGUUGUUAUUGUUAAACGGUGUGAGAUCAGUGUGAUCAGUUGUUAGUCCUUAGUGUAAGCUACCAAAACAAAAACAAAAAACAAGAGUAAAGAAAACCGUUACAUAAAAAA
This is a messenger RNA of Ceratitis capitata (Mediterranean fruit fly), 631 nucleotides long. RefSeq names its product larval cuticle protein 8-like. Bases 44 to 361 code for a protein of 105 amino acids. Gene Ontology annotation, molecular function: structural constituent of chitin-based larval cuticle. The transcript has 3 exons. Gene Ontology annotation, cellular component: chitin-based extracellular matrix. Lineage: Eukaryota; Metazoa; Arthropoda; Insecta; Diptera; Tephritidae. The record is from RefSeq and is a predicted model, not a curated record.